This is a messenger RNA of Dermochelys coriacea (leatherback sea turtle), 1294 nucleotides long. It is a transcript of the gene PRKAG3, whose product is annotated as protein kinase AMP-activated non-catalytic subunit gamma 3. Bases 41 to 1294 code for a protein of 417 amino acids. The record is from RefSeq and is a predicted model, not a curated record. Lineage: Eukaryota; Metazoa; Chordata; Testudines; Dermochelyidae. The transcript is spliced from 12 exons.
GCGGCAGGCCCAGAAUAGCAGUGCUGGCGCGGGGACUGGCAUGGAGCAGCUCACGGCCCCGGCUGCGCGGCAGGUACGGCCGCCGGCCACACAUCUCCACUCAGAGGAAGCAGCUUCCUGCCUAGAUCCAGAUACCAGGGCAGCAGGUGCUGACGCCGGGGUGAUGGGCUCCAGCGAUGGCUCCGGUACCAAGGACGCAGGCUCCGAUGCCGGGGUGAUGGGCUCCAGCAUGAGCGCCGAGGCCGGGCAGGCCGGCUGCAACCCUGGCACCGGUGCCAAGGCCGAAGGCUCGGACACCAGGAGCCUCCCUUUGCACGCCGAACUCCCGGCGCUCUGCCCAGAAGCCCUGUUCCAGGGCCCCGAGGCCGAGCCCUACAUGCGGUUCCUGAGGAGUCACCACUGCUAUGCCGCAGUCCCCACCAGCUCCAAGCUGCUGGUGUUCGACACCACGCUGCAGAUGAAGAAGGCCUUUCUGGCGCUGGUGGCCAAUGGGGUGCGGGCCGCCCCCCUCUGGGACAGCAAACAGCAGUGCUUUGUGGGGAUGCUGACCAUCACGGAUUUCAUCAACAUCCUGCACCGCUACUACCGGUCCCCGCUGGUGCAGAUCUAUGAGCUGGAAGAGCAUAAAAUUGAGACCUGGAGAGAGGUUUAUCUGCAAGGCUCCCUGAAGCCCCUGGUCUCCAUCUCCCCCAAUGACAGCCUCUUUAACGCCGUCUACCACCUGAUCAAGAACAGGAUCCACCGGCUGCCGGUGAUUGAACCCGUGUCCGGCAACGUGCUGCACAUCCUGACACACAAGCGCAUCCUCAAAUUCCUCCACAUCUUUGGGGCCAUGCUGCCCAAGCCACGGUUCCUGCAGAGAACCAUCCAGGAGCUGGGCGUGGGCACCUUCCGGGACGUGGCCAUGGUGCUGGAGACAGCGCCUGUCUACAUGGCCCUGGAGAUCUUCGUCGACCGCCGGGUGUCGGCGCUGCCCGUCAUAAACGAAGCCGGGGAGGUCGUGGGCUUGUACUCCAGGUUUGAUGUGAUCCACCUGGCUGCCCAGAAGACCUACAACAACCUGGACAUGAGCGUGGGGGAGGCGCUGAGGCAGCGAACGAUCUGCUUGGAGGGGGUGCUCACCUGCCACCCCCACGAGACCAUGGGUGACGUCAUUGACCGCAUCGCAAAGGAGCAGGUCCAUCGCCUGGUUCUGGUGGACGAGAAGAACUCGCCGCAGGGGAUCGUCUCCCUCUCCGACAUCCUGCAGGCCCUGGUGCUGACGCCCGCAGGUAUCGAUGCUCUUAACUCUUAA